AUGUCAGAAUCAGAUUACAUGAUAACCUUCUGCACGGCCCUCGCCGCCAAAGCCUCCCUUGACCCCGGCCUCCCCGUUCCCAAUCCAACAUCAUCAUACUGGCAAUCCGAACCUCAUGAACUAGCGGAUCAUCAAUCCUCUCACCUCCCAUCCAGCGUUGAUGUAGUCAUUAUCGGCUCCGGUAUGACCGGCAUUAGCGUCGCGUACCAUUUACUUCAACAAGAGCCCAACCUUCGCGUCACAAUCCUCGAAGCACGUAGUCUGACCUCGGGAGCUACCGGAAGGAAUGGCGGGCAUUGUAAAGAGGACCCCUAUGAUGAUUAUGAAGAUCUAAAAGAGUUGUAUGGGAAAGAAGGUGCGAAGAGAGUUGUAAAAUUCCGCCUGGCGCAGUUGGAUGCUUUGGUGAAAUUGGUUGAAGAAUUGGGGGAGGAUGUGAAGAAAGUCAGUUGUUUAAGGCGUGUGGAUGGGUUGGAUGCUUUUUAUGAUGAGGAUGCGUGGGAACGUGUCAAAAAGAAGGUAAAGGAUUAUUUGGAGGACUUCCCAGAAGAAAAGGAUGUGUGGCUUGUCCACGAGGGGAGUGAUAUUGACGAGAGAUUCGGCACAAUCAAUGCAGUAGGCUGCAUCACCGGACCAGCCGGUGCAAUGUGGCCAUACAAACUCGUCGGAGCAGUGACAACCCACAUCUCGAACAAAAAACACUACCCAAAUCUAUCCAUCGAGACGCAUACCCCUGUUGAAAGCAUAUCGUCUACAGAGUCAGACGCUAAGCACCCCUUCCUCCUGACCACCCCGCGAGGAGACAUCAAAGCUACAAAUAUAAUCCACUGCACAAAUGCCUUCGCCGCCCAUCUCCUGCCCGACUUAAAAGGAAAGAUAUACCCUAUGCGCGGACAAAUGACACGACAAUCCGCGCCGCCGGGAUUUCCGAGAUUGGGGGAUCAGAGGUCAUGGAUUUUGCAUUAUGAUUUUGGUUAUGAUUAUGUUACGCAGUCACCACCCCACUCGACGUCGUCGUCGACGGACGAUAUUUAUCUUGGUGGUGGUUUUCUCAAAGCCCUUGUUAUGGGCCAAGUAUCCGUUGAAGAUGCUGAUGUGGGCAGUACCCGGGACGACCUACAGAAUCCUGUGGCGUUAGCCACGCUUCAAGACGCGGUGGAGAAGAGACUACGGCAUGGAAAUGGCACGAAAAUUGUGGAUCAGUGGACUGGCGUGAUGGGAUUUACCAUCGACAACAAUCCCGUUGUUGGAAAAGUGCCGUACGAGAUAUCACAAAGAAAACCGGCAGACAGUCAAACAGAAGGAAGGGAGUGGAUAGCGGCUGGGUUUUGUGGGAAUGGAAUGGUGAAUUGUUGGCUUAGUGGGAAGGGGACUGCAGAGAUGCUGCUGAAUGGAGAGGAGGCUGUUAGGGAGUGGUUUCCGGUUGAUGAAUAUGCGUGUUCAAUCGAACGACUACAAAAGAUGACGUUGGUGGAUAGGUUUUUGGAGUUUGUCAAGGAUGCUGUAUAA
Talaromyces marneffei is the source of this 1506-nucleotide messenger RNA. RefSeq lists its product as uncharacterized. The record is from RefSeq and is a predicted model, not a curated record. NCBI's taxonomy places the organism in Eukaryota, Fungi, Ascomycota, Eurotiomycetes, Eurotiales, Trichocomaceae. The transcript is spliced from 2 exons. Bases 1 to 1506 code for a protein of 501 amino acids. Gene Ontology annotation, molecular function: oxidoreductase activity. Gene Ontology annotation, cellular component: cytoplasm.